Molecule: messenger RNA, 2673 nt
Organism: Spodoptera littoralis (African cotton leafworm)
Lineage: Eukaryota; Metazoa; Arthropoda; Insecta; Lepidoptera; Noctuidae
Source: the annotation of a GenBank genome assembly
GGAGAGGGGAGCGGUUUACCUACUCCAGUGAGCGGAAUAAACAAUCGAUUUUAUCUGCUGUUUUACUGUAUAAAUAAAAAAUAUGCAGAAGUACGAAAAAUUAGAAAAGAUCGGCGAGGGGACGUAUGGUACUGUGUUCAAGGCUAAGAAUAAAGAGACACAUGAAAUAGUGGCUCUGAAACGGGUGAGGUUAGAUGACGACGAUGAAGGGGUACCGUCCUCCGCUUUACGUGAAAUAUGUCUGCUGAAAGAACUGAAGCAUAAGAAUAUAGUCCGACUAUACGACGUCUUGCAUAGUGAAAAAAAAUUGACUCUUGUAUUUGAACAUUGUGAUCAGGAUUUGAAGAAAUAUUUUGAUAGUUUGAAUGGUGAGAUAGACCUGGAUGUUGUGAAGUCUUUUAUGUACCAGCUGCUUCGUGGACUGGCAUUCUGCCAUAGUCACAAUGUCCUGCACCGAGAUUUGAAGCCACAGAAUUUACUGAUAAAUAAAAAUGGCGAAUUGAAAUUAGCCGACUUUGGGUUGGCUAGAGCUUUUGGGAUCCCUGUGAAGUGUUAUUCUGCGGAGGUUGUGACUCUGUGGUACCGGCCUCCGGAUGUACUAUUUGGCGCCAAGCUGUACACGACGAGUAUCGACAUGUGGUCUGCUGGAUGUAUAUUUGCUGAGCUUGCUAACUCUGGGAGACCUUUGUUCCCUGGAUCUGAUGUUGAUGAUCAAUUGAAAAGAAUUUUCAAGCUUCUGGGUACUCCAAAUGAGGAUACAUGGCCUGGUGUGACACAGUUGCCUGACUACAAGCCCCUGCCUGUGUACCAGCCUAGCUUAGGGCUGGCGCAGGUAGUGCCUCGUCUGCCAGCUCGCGGCAGGGACCUCCUUGCUCGUCUCCUCACCUGCAACCCAGCCCUAAGGAUGCCUGCCGACGAUGCCAUGGCUCAUGCCUACUUCCAUGACCUCAACCCAUCAGUAAAGAAUGAUCGAUGUUAACAAUCAAUACGUCCGUACCGCUGCACCUCCGAACUACUGGUUAGUGAUAAAAACAAUGAUGUUGAUGCGGUGCAAGAGUGUUGUGACGAAGAAACUUAAAUAGUACAUAAGGACAAUGACAUCUUGUAUGUUUAGUGGACCCAGUGAAUUUAUAAGUGUAGUUGGUGUGAUGUUUGCAUUUGUUUUGUAAAUUAUUUUGUUAUGUUUUCUUUUUGCUGUAAUUUUAUUUGUAUUUAGCUAGCGCUAGAGAUUAUUUAUUACCGAAGAAAACUAGUGUUUAUUCACUUACCAAUACUGAUGUACAUACAUAAUCAAUUGUUGACGUGCAAUAACCUUGGCCUCAGUUACGUCAAGACUACAAUAUUUAUCUUGAAAUUACUCCAAAGUAGGUUCACAUACAUUUGAUAUUAGAUUUCCAUGAUCUCAUUGUAUAAUGCUAAUUUAUUGAAUUGAUAUUAAUAUGCUUCACCAAAGUGAGAUUUGUUUAAAAAGAUAAUGAUUUUAUGUACAAUUAAAAUAAAAAUGCUCUUGUUAUUAAAUUUACAAAUCAAUUACUUGUACUUAAUGAUUAAUUAAGGUUUGAAUUUGUAAUAAACGUAAAAUCUUUUAUAGUCAAGUAAUAAACAUUAAUAGUAAAAUACAAAUAAUAUUUAUACAUUUUCUGCGGCUUCCUUUAACUCUGCACUAAUGAUGUCUGUUACAAAUUCACCCAUCUUCCCACUGGCCUUCAUGGUCGAGGACAUGGAAGAGGAUGACUUAAAUGACGAGGAGCUUUCUUCAAUAAUUGUUUUAGACAUGUUAGACAUAGUUUUCAUUCCACACAGGUCGGAUGUAGAGGCUAAACUUCUUUCGCCUAUUUUUUCUGUCAAUCCAGACAUUCCUAAAGUUGAUUUUGCAAAGGAUUCUUCAAUUUUGCUUGCGGUGGCGCCAAUAUUCUUCUCGUCCUUUUUUUCAGACAGCCCCUUAACUUCAACAACCUGUUUCGACGAAAACUUAUCUCCAUUAGUAGUCUCUGAAAUUGUUUCUUUCAGUAGUUCUGGUUUUAGCAAUCGACUAUGUUCUUCUUUAAGCGUCAUUUGACUAUUUUUGUUACGAAUCAUAUUAUCAUCUGUAUCUUUAAUAUUUUCUUUGACUGAAUUUUGUGUAAUAUCGGAUGUCAUUUUGGUUUCGAUCUGGGUCUUUUUCGGAAUAAAGCCACACAUUUUGAUCGGUACAAUUUUUUCUUGUUUUUCACUAGAGGAUUUCUUUUCAGCGAUUAUAAUGAGAAUGCCAUCAGAGGACAUGGAUGAAGUAACGUUCUCUCCAGGGCAGUGACUUGGCAAUGCGUAGCGGCGCUUGAAUUGUCUCGAAAUAUAUCCAUGUGCGUCUGGCCUGUCUUCAUGUUUCCCUUCAACUAUAAUUUCAUUGUCCGUCACUUUCACACUUAUUUCCUCUGGUUUAUAAUGUUGGACGUCCAUAGUUAUCUUGUAGUUGCCUUUCUCAUUUUCUAUUGUUGAUCCGAAUUCUUUAGUAAUGCUUUGUUUACCCAUUAGCCUCCAAGGACGAAAGUAGCUGGAAUGGGUGUCGUAGAACGGGCACAUAAAUUCUCGUGAUGGCAUACACAUGCCGAAGUGAUCGUCUGACCAGCGAGCUGGACACAGUCUUGGGAACUCCAUGCUGUGCGGAUGCGACGUGCGGAUACAAGUAAACAAUCG